CCCCCCCCUCCUCCUUCCGUUAACUGUUGUAAAAUGGCGGAGCGUUCUGCGCUGGAGGUGAGGAGCCUGGUCUCUCACCCAGCAGGCUGGCAGUCCCUCCUGUCCUUCACUGUCCUCUUCUUGGCCUGGCUGGCUGGAUUCAGCUCCAGGUUAUUCGCCGUCAUUCGUUUCGAGAGCAUCAUUCAUGAGUUUGAUCCGUGGUUUAACUACCGUUCCACACAUUAUCUUGCAUCCCAUGGGUUCUACGAUUUUCUAAACUGGUUUGAUGAAAGAGCAUGGUAUCCUCUGGGAAGAAUAGUCGGAGGAACGGUGUAUCCUGGCUUGAUGGUCACGGCAGGCUGUAUACACUGGAUUUUGAAUACGCUUCAUAUAACAGUCCACAUCCGGGAUGUCUGUGUCUUUCUAGCACCUGUGUUCAGUGGUCUUACAGCAAUAUCAACCUUUCUUCUCACUAAGGAGCUCUGGAACCAAGGGGCAGGACUAUUGGCUGCCUGCUUCAUCGCCAUAGUACCAGGCUAUAUAUCACGAUCAGUAGCAGGCUCAUUUGACAAUGAAGGAAUAGCUAUUUUUGCAUUACAGUUUACAUAUUACCUGUGGGUCAAAUCUGUGAAAACUGGCUCUAUUUUCUGGACGAUAUGUUGCUGCUUGUCCUACUUUUACAUGGUAUCCGCAUGGGGUGGCUACGUGUUCAUCAUCAACCUUAUCCCACUACAUGUGUUUGUAUUGCUACUGAUGCAGAGGUUCAGCAGAAGGAUCUAUAUAGCUUACAGCACCUUCUACAUUGUGGGCUUAAUAUUAUCAAUGCAAGUACCAUUUGUGGGCUUUCAACCAAUCCGAACCAGUGAGCACAUGGCAGCAGCUGGUGUAUUUGCCCUGAUGCAAGCUUAUGCCUUCUUGCAGUAUUUGAGAGACAGACUGACGAAGCAGGAGUUCCAGACACUCUUUUUCUUGGGGGUGUCUCUUGCUGCUGGAGUGGUGUUUCUGAGCGUUAUUUACUUAACUUAUACUGGCUAUAUUGCCCCAUGGAGUGGGAGAUUCUAUUCGCUCUGGGAUACAGGAUAUGCAAAAAUACACAUUCCCAUCAUUGCCUCUGUAUCUGAACAUCAGCCUACAACGUGGGUUUCCUUCUUUUUUGAUCUUCACAUAUUGGUAUGCACUUUCCCAGCUGGCCUAUGGUUCUGCAUCAAAAACAUCAAUGACGAAAGAGUAUUUGUUGCCCUUUAUGCAAUCAGUGCUGUUUACUUUGCCGGAGUCAUGGUACGUCUGAUGCUGACUCUCACGCCAGUUGUCUGCAUGCUUUCUGCCAUUGCUUUCUCCAAUGUCUUUGAACACUAUCUGGGUGAUGACACACAGAGGGAAAGUCCACCAGUUGAGGAUAGCAGUGAUGAGGAUGACAAGAGGAAUUCUGGGAAUCUCUAUGACAAGGCAGGCAAGGUGAGAAAGCAUGUGUCUGAACAGGAAAAGACUGAAGAGGGGCUUGGUCCAAAUAUCAAGAGUAUUGUUACCAUGCUGAUGCUGAUGUUGCUGAUGAUGUUCGCUGUACACUGUACCUGGGUGACAAGUAACGCAUACUCCAGCCCAAGUGUGGUCCUGGCAUCUUACAAUCACGAUGGCACGCGCAAUAUCCUUGAUGACUUCCGCGAGGCAUACUAUUGGCUGCGACAAAAUACAGAUGAACAUGUUCGAGUGAUGUCUUGGUGGGAUUAUGGUUAUCAGAUUGCAGGAAUGGCUAAUCGGACAACUCUAGUAGAUAACAAUACGUGGAACAACAGCCAUAUUGCACUGGUUGGAAAAGCAAUGUCAUCCAAUGAGAGUGCAGCCUACCAGAUAAUGCGGAGUCUAGACGUGGACUAUGUGCUCAUCAUCUUUGGUGGAGUGAUUGGUUACUCUGGUGACGACAUCAACAAGUUUCUUUGGAUGGUCAGGAUAGCAGAAGGAGAGCAUCCAAAGGAUAUCCGGGAAAGUGACUACUUCACGCCGCAGGGAGAGUUCCGUGUGGAUAAAGCUGGCUCUCCAACUUUACUGAACUGUCUCAUGUAUAAGAUGUCCUACUACAGAUUUGGAGAGAUGCAGCUGGAUUUCAGAACACCACCAGGAUUUGAUCGUACUAGAAACGCUGAAAUUGGCAACAAAGAUAUCAAGUUCAAACACCUGGAAGAAGCCUUCACCUCAGAGCACUGGCUAGUGAGGAUUUACAAAGUCAAGAAGUUGGACAACAGAGAGAAACUUGACCAUAAACCAAGAGUAACUAAUAUAGUGCCCAAACAGAAGUAUUUAUCAAAAAAGACCUCUAAAAGAAAGCGUGGGUAUGUGAAGAACAAACUGGCACUGAAGAAAGGCAAGCGAUCCACCAACAGGAAGACCAACUAAACCAUCUGCGAGCCCUGACAACAGGCAGUUGUCCUUAUGACAACCAGUCUUUGCCUUUACCUACAAUCGGAUUCCACUGCAACACAGGGUUGCAUCCAUUGCUCAAGAGAUUCAGACAGUGUCUGAGCCCCAUAAAUCUAUUGGUUGUUUAUUGACACCUGUUUAUAGAGCCAUAUUUGAUUGUGUUGGCAAGGCAGACAGCUGCUGUCCAGGGGUAGCAGCAGAAUUCUUAUUGGUACAUAUUAUCCUUCAUUUAAAAUAGUUUUUUUAAAAAAAGGAAAGUGGGCUAACUGCACCAAAGAACCCUACUCUUUAUUAUCAUCAGCACAUGUGUACUUGCCAACCACUUGAAAGUGGCAAUAAAGAAUGUUUCUCAAUUUAUUUUGGCUGGGGCAUGGUUCAUUAUCAAAUGCUGAAUGCUAAUGAGGUAAAUUAAAUAUAUAGCACAGGAUUUGCUCAGGCUGGUUUGUCUGGCUCUGUAUGGACACAAUCUGUUUCUAGCAGUUAUUACUGUCAAAGCAAAACAUCUGUCAUGGGGAAGAGGGCUAGAGAGUCUGCCAGCAUCCUUAUUCCUUGAUUUUUUUUCUUCUUUUGGUUGAAAAAGGUCAACGAGUUGGAAGAAUUCUGUUUGAUUUUGGGUGGUCGGGUUUCAGAAUUAGGCAAGAGAGCUGAGAGGAUUGGCACAACGUUUGGACUGUAGAUGGCUGGCAGUUACACACGUGCUUUUUCGCUAUCUACUAGAUUUUUUUUAAAUGAGAGGAAUUCCUCUUAGCAGAAAUGUUCAUUUUUGUCACAAUAAUUUACCUUUCCCUUUUCUUGUGCUUUCUCCAUAUACUUACCUUUUAAAUAAAAUAAGUCUCUAAGCAAAAGCUACUAAUUUCAUACGUAGGGUUGUAAAACAUUUGGUUGGACAAGUUUCUUUUUUUUAAAAAAGUUAUUUUGUGAACAAUUCUAUAAGAAUCAAUGCACUAUAACUAAAAUCCAAGGAGACAAAUCUUUUCAUUGGUGUUUUUCCCUUUUUUCAUUGUUUUCUUCCUGUAGAGAAAGCCCAGUCUUGAUACAGUCUUUUGAAAACUUCCUUUACUGAGAUGACCUGUGAAUAAUGAAGACUCAUGAUACAUGCUCUCCAAAUUUAAUUGAUGUUCCUCUUUCUUCCCUCAAGGAUUAACAUUGUAAUUUUCUAUGUAUGCAGCUCUUUCCAAUGCAAAAAAAGCUGCAGAAACUAUUGGUGUAAAAAAAAUUAAAGAAUAGUAUGUACCGUAUUUUGAAAACAUUUGUAAAUUAAACUGUGCAGUAUAUGCCUUA
This is a messenger RNA of Carcharodon carcharias (great white shark), 3675 nucleotides long. RefSeq names its product STT3 oligosaccharyltransferase complex catalytic subunit B (gene stt3b). Gene Ontology annotation, cellular component: membrane. The record is from RefSeq and is a predicted model, not a curated record. The transcript has 16 exons. Lineage: Eukaryota; Metazoa; Chordata; Chondrichthyes; Lamniformes; Lamnidae. Bases 34 to 2370 code for a protein of 778 amino acids. Gene Ontology annotation, biological process: post-translational protein modification. Gene Ontology annotation, molecular function: dolichyl-diphosphooligosaccharide-protein glycotransferase activity.